GCCACGAGCGAUAAAACGCGGGGACAAUCAUGCGGGUAUUGACCCGGUUGAGCAAGGGUUGUCUCUGCUCCAUCGUGAGGAUGGAUCUGGCAGAUGUAUAAGGUUGAUAGAAAAUGCGGAGAAGAUACGAUAGCUUAAGGGGAGGAAGGUCCAAGCGGAACUUCUCAACCUAACCCUAAUCAGGUGAUGGCCGGUCCAAUCAGAUGAUGCGUUGCCAUAACCACUUCAACUCAUCCAUGCAUCAUGCUGCUUGUUUUCAAGUCCCUUCAAUAUAUCCCAUGCUGGGGUUGAUAAGGCCACCUUGCCGGUUUUUGCUCCAGUACGUGGCCCAGGCUAGCCUGUUGCAACUUUUGGGAGAGCCAGCUGGCUUUUACUUGUUGAUGGCGUGACCUACCUGUAUAAAUUCUCGGAGGGAGUUCUACUGCGGUUCUGUAUACAGCUUUUCUAGCAAUUGUCCUCCUGGUCAUACCUUACACUUAACGACACCAAUAAUACAACAAUGACACCCUCUAACUUGACUCCCACAUCAUCUAUCUUAAUCGUCGGUGCAGGGACCUGGGGAUGCUCUACUGCUUUACAUCUUGCCCGUCGAGGCUACAAGAAUGUCACGGUCCUAGAUCCACACCCGGUCCCUUCCCCAAUUGCAGCCGGCAAUGACAUUAACAAAAUCAUGGAGCACAGAGAGGUCAGAGCAUCGGAAACUGAUCCCUGGGGUAUCGCAUUCUCAACAUGCACAAGAGCUGCUCUGAAAGGCUGGAAGACCGAUCCCGUGUUCCAGCCAUACUUUCAUGAAACGGGGGCAAUUGUCUCCGGCCACACUCCAGCUCUGAUUAAACAUAUACAAGAGCAUGAGAUCGACUCGUCAGACGCAGAGUUCGUAAAGCUGGACACCGCAGAGGAUUUCCGCAAGACCAUGCCGCCGGGAAUCCUCACCGGCAACUUCCCCGGCUGGAAGGGCUGGCUGAACAAGACCGGCGCCGGAUGGAUCCACGCCAAGAAGGCCAUGUUCUCCGCAUACACCGAAGCGAAGCGUCUAGGAGUCACUUUCACCACCGGUUCCCCGGAAGGAGACGUCGUGUCUCUAGUUUACGAGAACGGGGAUGUGGUCGGGGCCAGAACAGCCGACGGCGCCGUCCACCGCGCAGACCAUACCAUCCUAUCCGCAGGGGCUGGCAGUGACCGUCUCCUGGACUUUAAGAAACAGCUCCGUCCCACCGCCUGGACACUCUGCCAUAUCAAAAUGACGCCCGAGGAGGCCAAGAAGUACCAGAACCUCCCCGUGCUGUUCAACGUCGCAAAGGGGUUCUUCAUGGAACCCGAUGAGGACAACCACGAACUGAAGAUCUGCGACGAGCAUCCUGGAUAUUGCAACUUCGUCCCGGACCCGAAGCGCGGCGGCGAGGUGCGCAGUAUCCCGUUUGCGAAGCAUCAGAUCCCUCUCGAGGCUGAGGCCCGUGCAAGGGACUUCCUCCGUGACACGAUGCCUCAUCUUGCCGAUCGCCCACUGGCCUUUGCUCGUAUAUGCUGGGAUGCUGAUACCGUGGAUCGCGCCUUCUUGAUUGACAGGCAUCCUGAGUACCGCUCGUUGCUGCUUGCCGUCGGUGGGUCGGGCAAUGGGGCCAUGCAAAUGCCUACCAUCGGCGGGUUCAUAGCGGAUGCCCUGGAGGGAAACCUGCAGAAGGAACUGAAGCAUGUACUGCGGUGGAGACCUGAGAUUGCCGCCCAACGAGACUGGAAGGAUACGCAAAAUAGAUUUGGGGGUCCGAAUAAAGUGAUGGAUUUCCAGAAGAUCGGAGAGAAUGAGUGGACUAAGAUUGGUGACAAGAGCCGGCUUUAGGCGCCGUCUGUACGAAGCUAUUUGAUAGCUUGUUCUAGCACAAUGACAUGUAUCUAUCACAUAAACGUACAGCACUCCUGCAUCUACCGGCGAGCCUUUUACUCUCACUUGUUAGAUAUUGAACAUAAGACUGGAUACAAAGCUACUGUAGGAAUAU
Aspergillus pseudonomiae is the source of this 1994-nucleotide messenger RNA. RefSeq names its product NAD(P)/FAD-dependent oxidoreductase. The transcript has 2 exons. NCBI's taxonomy places the organism in Eukaryota, Fungi, Ascomycota, Eurotiomycetes, Eurotiales, Aspergillaceae. Bases 500 to 1837 code for a protein of 445 amino acids. The record is from RefSeq and is a predicted model, not a curated record. Gene Ontology annotation, molecular function: flavin adenine dinucleotide binding; saccharopine oxidase activity; sarcosine oxidase activity.